AUGGUCGACGUAAUCGCCGAAUAUGAGGACGCUAUCAAGACGAAACAGGCACUUGAGGAGGAAAUUGAGGCCAUUGCAACGGAAUUAACCUCGGAAAAAAACCCAGGGUUACAUGGAUCGUUGGUAGAUACUGAAGGCUUCCCACGCGCUGAUAUUGACGUGUAUCGCAUCCGGCAGCUCCGUCAUUCAAUGGCCAUGAAGCAGACGGACCAUCACCUGAUAAUGAAAAAGAUCGAGGAGCUUUUACCACAGGUGUUUCAAGCUCGUAGUGGUAAAUCGGAGUUCAAAACAAGUAAAACUCCUCAAGUGGCUAAAGCUACUGCUGCUGCUGUGCAGUCGCUCAGGACAGAAGAAAUAACAGCACAAGAAAGAGAAUUGCAGCCUUUUGCCGUCGUUACAAGUGUGGAGAGAGAAUCUCCGGCUGAAAUGGCAGGACUGCAAGUGCAGGAUCAAGUGCUACGUUUUGGCUCAGCUGAUGCGAGUAAUCACCGAGAACUGGCAGCUGUGAAGGAUAUUGUGCAACGCAAUAUUGGCAAUGGAAUCCAUGUCUUGGUACGUCGAGAGACGCAACUGGUGGUGAUGGAGCUCGUACCACAAACGUGGAGUGGUCCUGGAGUAUUGGGAUGUCUACUACAGCCACUGUAA
Messenger RNA from Peronospora farinosa, 645 nucleotides. The record is from the annotation of a GenBank genome assembly. Lineage: Eukaryota; Oomycota; Peronosporomycetes; Peronosporales; Peronosporaceae.